Messenger RNA from Pseudovirgaria hyperparasitica, 1424 nucleotides. RefSeq lists its product as uncharacterized. NCBI's taxonomy places the organism in Eukaryota, Fungi, Ascomycota, Dothideomycetes, Acrospermales, Acrospermaceae. Gene Ontology annotation, molecular function: oxidoreductase activity. Bases 365 to 1288 code for a protein of 307 amino acids. The transcript has a single exon. The record is from RefSeq and is a predicted model, not a curated record.
AAAAAGUGACGAGCAUGUCACUAUGGAUCCAUCCGUCGAUUAGCCAAUGGAUAUUUGACAGGGAGUGCACCAUCUUUAGGCCAAGUGGGUCAAUACACUAUAGGAGACACCUCCUUUGGAAAUACCGGCUGUUGAGUGUGUAUUCGACUGAAAACAGGAUGCAUUGGUGACUUCGUUCAUUCCUCAUAGUUGAGGUGAACUAAGCUCUUGUAGGUUUAGCGAACUGUAUGGAUAGGCUUACCAGGUAGAUCUGUGAGACAACCUAGUGUUCAUAUAAUGAUUCUACAGCUAACCCAUACUGGUCGCCAGCAGUAUCAUCACCUUUAGUAUUUGUAUUCGUAUUAUAUGAGUACUAGUGCUGACAAUGAAGUCAGUCUUGGUAUCUUCGUUCGACGAACCUCCCAGGAUUGCCAAUGUCGUCGAACCUGGCCAGCCCCACGAUGCCUCAACGACACAAGUCCAUGUUCUCGCAAGCGGCGUUCACAACGUCGUCCGGUCUCGCGCGGCUGGCAGACACUAUAGCGCCACUGCUGCUCAUCUUCCUCUGAAUCCUGGCGUAGACGGCGUUGGACGAACCUCUGCCGGCAAGGUUGUGUACUUCUCGACCAUGCCCAACGGUUCGUUCUCAGAGAUUAUAAAUCUACCAACUCAUUCUCUGGUCGAGCUGAACCCAUCCGCUGAUCCGGUUCAUGUCGCUGCAUAUGUCAACCCUACCAUGAGCAGCUGGAUGGCCCUUCAGAGACGAACAGUCAAUCUUCCGGAGAAAUUUAAAGUGCUCAUCAUGGGCGUGACCAGUGCGAGUGGCCGGAUCGCCGUAGAUGUUUCUCGAAGGCUUGGUGCAGGCAAUGUCAUAGGAGUUGCACGUAAUGCAAGUGCAAUGCAAGGACUCGGCCUCGACGAUACGAUCGUGUUGAAGGAAAACAUUGACGAGAUCGAUUUCUCCCCUGCUAAUGGAGCAGAUGUAGUGCUCGACUACCUCUACGGCAAGCCGACUCAGCAUUUGUUUAGGACCUUGCAAUCAGACAAGGAGAUACAGUGGGUGCAUAUUGGCUCUUUGGCCGGAAAGGCACUGGAGGUGCCGGCGUCCGAGUUGCGAUCUAAGAAUCUGACACUGAGAGGCGCCGGGCGUGGGUCGUGGUCGAUAGCGGAAAUGAAAAAGGAGCUGCCCGAUAUCGUGAAGUUUGUGGCGGAGGAUCUUGGGAAGCGGGAUAUCAGGGUUGAGAAAUUUGAUGAUGUUUCUGUCAUUUGGAACCAGGCUGUGACAGAGCGCUUGGUUCUAGUACCAUGAAUCAUUGUAGAUAGUGCGUUUACAUGGAAUUCCAUAAACGUUGGAACGCCAUAUGCUUGAGCAACAGUUACAAGAGAAUGUUUCAUAUAAUAGUGUGCCGUAUAUCGUGUGUGAGUCAAUCGAUAAUCAUUCGAAG